Molecule: messenger RNA, 1630 nt
Organism: Arabidopsis lyrata subsp. lyrata
Lineage: Eukaryota; Viridiplantae; Streptophyta; Magnoliopsida; Brassicales; Brassicaceae
Product: NPL4-like protein 2
Exons: 2
Coding region: 241-1479 (412 amino acids)
Biological process (GO): ubiquitin-dependent protein catabolic process
Cellular component (GO): nucleus
Molecular function (GO): ubiquitin binding; ubiquitin protein ligase binding
Source: RefSeq, a predicted model, not a curated record
GGUACGAAGGAAAAGAAAUGGGUGCAUAAAAGAAUGUUGUGCUCAGCCUGGAAUAAUCAUUAGAAUCUUGGUCCGUAUGUCAAAUGGGGAGUAUUCCCAGCUUUCUCCAAUUCCCUUAACAAAAUCAGCAAACGACCCGGCCCGUCAAAAUAAUAAAAAUUGGGGGACAAGACAGACCAUGAAAUAAAAGGAGAAGUGUUAGAAAAUAUUUGGGGGAAAGAAGAAAGGAGGAGGAAGACGAUGAUGCUCAGAAUCCGAAGCAGAGAUGGACUGGAGCGAGUCACAGCCGAGGGAGCGAAUAUAACUGUUUCCCAGCUCAAAACCUUAAUCGAGGAUCAGCUUCAGAUCCCUCUCCAUAAGCAGACCUUAUCCACCAAUCGUGAUCUCCUCCUCGCCAAAACUCCCGCUGAUCUACUCGCCUUCACCGACCUCACCGACCCAAACCUCCCUCUCUCCUCUCUCAAUCUCGGCCAUGGCUCUAUGCUCUUCCUCGCCUACGAUGGGGAGCGCUCCAUUCCUGGAGCUCCUCCCGUCACUCCUGCCGGAUCCUUCGGCAGGAAGAUGACCGUCGAUGACUUGAUCGCCCGCCAGAUGCGCGUUACUCGUCAGGAGACGUCUCACUGCGACUCCGUCUCCUUCGAUCGCGAUUGCGCCAACGCCUUCCAGCACUACGUCAACGAUUCUCUAGCUUUUGCCGUCAAGCGCGGCGGCUUUAUGUACGGCACUGUCACGGAGGGAGGACAGGUGGAAGUUGAUUUCAUCUACGAGCCGCCGCAGCAAGGCACGGAGGCUAAUCUUAUUCUGAUGAGAGAUGCCGAUGAAGAGAAGCGCGUGGACGCAAUCGCCAUGGGCCUGGGGGUGAGGAAGGUUGGUUUCAUUUUUAACCAGACCGUGGUGCAGGACAAGACUGGAUACACUCUGUCCAACGCCGAGGUUCUACAGGCGGCGGAGCUUCAUGCCGAGGGCGAGCUGCAGGAGUGGGUCACGGCGGUUGUGAAGCUUGAGGUGAAUGAGGAUGGUGGCGCCGAUGUCCAUUUCGAGGCGUUUCAGAUGAGUGAUAUGUGCAUCAGGCUUUUCAAGGAAGAGUGGUUCGAGACGGAGAUUAUGCCGGAAGAUGAUCCAAAGCUCUCUAAGAUGAAGAAGGAGGUGGUUGUUGGUGUCAAGGAUCUUAAGGAGGUGGAUAACGAUUUCUUCCUCGUUCUCGUCAGGAUCUUGGAUCACCAGGGACCUCUGUCAUCAACAUUCCCAAUAGAGAACCGGAGCAGUCGAGCAACGAUGAGGGAUCUGAAAACACAUCUGGACCGGGCAAAGAGCUUGCCGUUGGUGAAGAAGAUGUCAGAUUUUCAUCUGCUUCUCUUUGUGGCCCAGUUUCUGGACGUGUCAUCGGACGUCCCUGCCUUAGCUGAGUGUGUGCGUCUGCAGUCGCCUGUUCCAGAGGGCUAUGCGUUGCUCAUCGAAUCAAUGGCCAAUACUUGUUAACUUUUUUUUUUUUUUUUGUUUCUUGAUGUAUCAUGUUCGUUUAGUUCCCAGAAAAACUGUUAUACUAGUUGACAAAUGAAAAAUCUAGUGUCGAGAUGUAUUUGAUAAAAAGUUUGGUGGUUAAUUUAUGUAUGUAUCAACAACUUUUAGA